Molecule: messenger RNA, 1069 nt
Organism: Notodromas monacha
Lineage: Eukaryota; Metazoa; Arthropoda; Ostracoda; Podocopida; Cyprididae
Source: the annotation of a GenBank genome assembly
UUUUGGCGCCCGAGGCGAUCGACAUCAUGAGGGAUAUUUCUGCUGCGCAAGUAUUGAUUGCUGCUGCGACAAAUUACCAAAUCGUCGUUUUCGCCAAAGACCAGAUUGCUACUGUGUUGGCAAAUAUGGCAGCGAGUCCCAUUUGCAGAACAACUGUGGCCUCUGACGAUGGCUUGCGAGUUUUGCAUGACUUUUUACUAUCUUCACCAAGGCCAGAUCAAAGACCUGCUGAAAUUUCUGCGUGUGAACGGGUCCAGCAAAAAUCUGCAAUCGCACUCUCAAGGUUGUGUAGUGAAACUGACGUGGCGAAAAAAGUUGUGCACAUGGGAGUAGUGGCAAGAUUGGUUCAGCUUUGCAGAGAUGAAAGAGAAAGAAAUCAGUCCGAUGCUGUUCUAAUCGGAUGCCUGGCUGCUUUGCGAAAACUCGUGACUGCCUGUGGAAUGGAUCCGCUGAAAUCAUGCAACGCAUCGGAUUUAGUGGAACCCAGGUUAUUGGACUCGUUUUUGCUUUGCUCGUCACAACAAGAAAGCUACGUUUGAUUAUGGGUUCCGACGGCGUCACCACCUGAAGAAACGAGUGCAACAUUUCAUUUCUGAAGAAGGUCAAUUCGCUGAAAAGAGGAGAAAAAAAACCAAACUAGUCAAGAGUCUGAAUAUUGUGCCUCCUUCGUUUUGUGAUCAAAGGUGUUUUUUUUUGCUUUGAAUGCUGUCGAGUAAAAUUAAGAUAAUUCUGAAACUUUGAAUUUUUCGAGCGGUUAUCCCGUGGAGCAAGUUUUAAAUGGAUCGAGAAUUCUAUGUCGAUCAAGAAAAUUGACAUCUUUUAUUUUUAGAGCGAGAGAAAAUGAUUUCGAGGGGUUUUCUUCACGCUGCGAUGACUGGCAUUUAUUAUUAUUAUUAUUGUCAUGAUUAUCCUAAUGUGUGGAAUGUUGCCGAGUUUUUCGAGUGUUUGACGCGCUGAAGUGUUGCAUAAUUUGACUUUGACAUUCAUCGAAGACUCACGAGUUCGUUUUGAUUUUUGAUCAUUCCAAAAUAAACAUCGACGAUGAAACGUUUGUAUGUUCAUCAACAAA